Messenger RNA from Colletotrichum truncatum, 138 nucleotides. RefSeq lists its product as uncharacterized. NCBI's taxonomy places the organism in Eukaryota, Fungi, Ascomycota, Sordariomycetes, Glomerellales, Glomerellaceae. The record is from RefSeq and is a predicted model, not a curated record.
AUGUUCGAGGUCAAGCCACAGAUAGAUUUGUCGGGACCAUGUAGAAAAGAACAAGGGAAAAAAAAGAAGAAAAAAGAAACCCUGACGUACAACUCUGGUGAGAUCCCGUCCUUAGGCUUGGGACGGCGAGACACUUGA